AUGCAUCAAACGAAGCUGUUGAACAAUACGUACCAAGUGAAAACCGAUGGUACAUGGCGGAACCUCUACCUCAUGCAGUUGCGAAUUUGGCAGCUUAUAAAGCGCUAUUUCCGCGAUGUUCAACAGCUCUCCUCAAUGAAUUUUGAAAACAGAUGGGUCUUGAGAUCCGCUCUGAACUUCGUAAGUGAUGGAGAAGUAGUAAGAGAAGUAGGUAGAGAGUUCCAGAGAAAAGGACCAGAAAAAGCAAAAGCAGAUUUGGCAAAAGAGUGUUUAACACGAGUUAAGAAAAAGCGAGAAGACGAUCGUAAACCGGGGCGUUUAGGGCUAGCUGGCAAUCUCUUUGCAGUUGCUGGUUGCCUCGCAAAUUACGACAUCGCGGUCGGCUUAACUCCAGCUGUUGAACAAUACGUACCAAGUGAAAAUUUUGACCAGCGACAUCUUUCUGUUUCAGUCGCUGGGAUACGACGCACAAUGUAA
Messenger RNA from Helobdella robusta, 477 nucleotides. RefSeq lists its product as hypothetical. Bases 1 to 477 code for a protein of 158 amino acids. The transcript is spliced from 4 exons. NCBI's taxonomy places the organism in Eukaryota, Metazoa, Annelida, Clitellata, Rhynchobdellida, Glossiphoniidae. The record is from RefSeq and is a predicted model, not a curated record.